GAAUAUUAAUAACUUCGCAAAAAAUUUGUUAAAAAUAAAAUAUUCUUUCAGAUCUUUAAAAAGAAGUUGGAAUACUUUUUCAGAAUUGGCAUUGUAUUUGAAGUUUAGAGAUAAUUAUUGUUAUUGUAAAGUCGACAUGUGUAGAAACAUUUUUACCGGCGAUAGUUUCUUGACGGUAGAGUCGACCUAAACAUAGUGUAAAGUGCUUUUCCUCUUUGUUCAUGAAAUUCGUUAUAAAAACAGCAGCUGGGGUGGAAAAUACAUUUUUGAAUUUUACAAAUAAAUGUAAACAAUAGAUACCAAAAAUAUAUUCAUCGAUUGAUUUCAUUUAGUAAGUGUACAUUUGUAAACAUAGAUUCAAAGAUUAUUAUAUUAAUAGUCUAUGAGCUGAUAAGACGCAGAAAAUUUAUAUUUGUUUACAUUAAAAACAUUGGGUUGGUCAUACUCUAAAACAAAGACCAAAGUUCAGUAGUAAAGUUGCAUAAAAUGUCUUGCCAACAAGGUGGAAAAUGUAUGGGACCGUCGCCUGCAAACGACUGUAAUCCUUGGUAUUGGAUAUUGGGUAUGAUAUGUAUGCCCGUCGCUAUACCAUUCUUGCUCUUUGAUGUCUGGACAAGAAAUGCUAUAGCCAAAGAACGUAAACGUCUACCCGGUAAAGUAGUAUUAAUAACUGGAGCCAGUUCAGGCUUAGGAGAAGCUUUGGCUCAUGCCUUCUAUAAAGCAGGCUGUAAAGUUAUAUUAGCUGCUCGCCGUGUCGAGGAAUUGGAAAGGGUGAAAAAGGAUUUGUUAUCUAUAGAAGUGGUGGGGCCUGCUUAUCCUCCCACAGUUCUGCCCUUAGAUUUGGCAGAAUUAAAUGCCAUACCAGCUGUAGCUGCUAAGGCAGUUAAUAUUUAUAAUGGCAUUGAUAUACUCAUUAACAAUGGUGGCAUUAGUGUUAGGGCAGAUGCCUUAACUACUGCCCUAGAUGUGGAUUUAAAAGUAAUGACUGUUAAUUACUUUGGUUCAGUGGCUCUAACAAAGGCUCUAUUACCAUCCAUGGUUAAAAGAGAAAAAGGUCAUAUUUGCUUUAUUAGUUCGGUACAAGGCAAAUUUGCUUUACCCUACCGUUCGGCAUAUUCAGCCUCUAAACAUGCCAUACAAGCCUUUUCUGAUUCACUAAGAGCUGAAGUGGCCUCUAAGGGUUUAAAGGUAACGUGCGUAAGUCCUGGUUAUAUAAGAACACAACUUUCGGUAAAUGCUUUAACCUCUACGGGACAGCAGCAUGGCAAAAUGGAUGCUACUACAGCCAAAGGCAUGUGUGCUGAUGUUUGUGCCCAACGUAUCUUGGAGGCUUUGUUAAAGAAUGAAAAGGAUAUCUUAGUAUGUGACUUACAGGCUCGCCUUGGUUACUGGUUACGUUUUCUUAGUCCUACUCUCUAUUAUCGGGUUAUGGAGAAACGAGCUCUUAAAUUACAGAAUGAUAACUAGUGAGAUUUCCUAUAAACGAUUGUAACAACUAAUUUAUUUAUUAUUUGCAAACUUUAUUAGAGUCAUUUUGUUUU
This is a messenger RNA of Lucilia sericata (common green bottle fly), 1541 nucleotides long. RefSeq names its product dehydrogenase/reductase SDR family protein 7-like. Gene Ontology annotation, molecular function: oxidoreductase activity. The coding region runs from base 487 to 1467 and encodes 326 amino acids. Lineage: Eukaryota; Metazoa; Arthropoda; Insecta; Diptera; Calliphoridae. Gene Ontology annotation, cellular component: membrane. The transcript is spliced from 3 exons. The record is from RefSeq and is a predicted model, not a curated record.